AGUACUGAAGAAAAUACUAUAAGAUCUUACAGAAGAAGAAACAAAGGAGACGCAACUUCUCAAACAAAUUUGAUCCAGAGAAGUAUAUUAGCAACAACUGAGAAGUCUCAUACGAGGAUUUGCCUGAUGACCCUAUGAUCAUUAAUAUGAAUCCUCCAGGGUGGAAGGGGCCAACUCUGAAGGAUAUUGACGAAACUACGAAUAGAAGACAGCUGACAGUUGAAGACCAUAUCGAGUUGGAAUAAAAAUGAGCAAGAAAUACAACGAUAAGAAAAUUAAAAACCUUCCGAACAGGUUCAGUUCAGAGGAGGAAAAGUUAAUACAUCAGGUCUCUACUCAUAGCUUAUUUCCUGUCAAUAGCGAUAAUCCAGGAUCGAAGCCAUUAACGAGGAAAAAGUUAGAAAGCAAACGGAGAAGUCUGCUCUUUCCAAAUUCAUUGAGAAUAUUAGAGGUUCAAAAUUUCCAAAACCCAACUAUCUUGCAGGCUGAGUUAAGAAAAAUUCAUUGUGAUGAUGACUCUAAUGAAAUUUCAAAAGAGGAGGUUUACAAGGAUAUUGAUGACUUUUUAAUUCCUAAGCCAAACACCACAAAAUCUAGGCCUCGGAAUGUCACAGUACACGAUUCAAUAGGAAUGAAUAUAAAUUUGAUAACAAGGGAAUUUAUCCUCAAAAGAAAAGAAAGGAUUAAGCAAAGAGCUUUGAAUCCUCUAUUUACUUUUGGGAAUCAAAUUAAGAAGAAAAAGCAGAUUGGAAAUAAACUUCCUAUUAAGGAAAAGUUUUUAUCAAUGAAGGAUAUUUUCAAAAUCACAAAGAAUCAUCUACAAACCUUAUCAGAUAUGCAAUCAGGAAGGAAGACAUGUACUGCUGCUAGCGCAAGAGGGAAGAAGACAACCCUGUAUCACGACCAUCGCAGGAGUAUUCAGAAUAGUUUCUUUAAGUCAAAAGAGAAAGUUAAUGUGAAUCUUAAGGAUGAUCCUCUCUUCAAGAAGUCUAUACACUGUUUGAAGACAGAAUCUAAGUCUAUAAUCAGUAUUCCUGCUAGCAGAAAGAUUCAGAGCAUAUUCAGCUAAAGUCCAUGGGAUAAAUAAAAUUCAACAUAAA
Messenger RNA from Moneuplotes crassus, 1100 nucleotides. Lineage: Eukaryota; Ciliophora; Spirotrichea; Euplotida; Euplotidae. The record is from the annotation of a GenBank genome assembly.